Octopus sinensis (East Asian common octopus) is the source of this 2761-nucleotide messenger RNA. RefSeq names its product glycosylphosphatidylinositol anchor attachment 1 protein. Gene Ontology annotation, biological process: attachment of GPI anchor to protein. The record is from RefSeq and is a predicted model, not a curated record. Gene Ontology annotation, cellular component: membrane; GPI-anchor transamidase complex. NCBI's taxonomy places the organism in Eukaryota, Metazoa, Mollusca, Cephalopoda, Octopoda, Octopodidae. The transcript has 14 exons. Bases 251 to 2407 code for a protein of 718 amino acids.
AAUUUUUUGUUUCUAUAACAACAACCUUCUUCUCAUCAGACGACAUUUUUGAUUUAUAUUACAUUAAAAUGAUUUAACAAUUAACCAAAAUCCCUUGCAAUCAGUCUUCUGACUUUUAUUCUGCGUUAUCAAGACUGUACGUUGUUUGUCUCACAGGUAACCGGCCACGUCUCAAGUCGAUAAAAAGUGAAUUAUUAAGAAAGUGUCAGUAGCUCUGAGAGAGAAGGUUUCUGAAGUAUCAUUCAGCGCGAUGACUGAAAGAAAGACCAACAUGGGAUUAUUGACUGAUCCACGGCAGAGACGACGGUUUGUUCGUAUAAUUUCACACUACAAUAACCGUCUCUGUGCCUUGUUUUAUAUCUCUGGACUAAUCUGGUUUUUCGGAUUAGCUUACAUCCAUCUUAAUGCAGGAACAUACUUUUCUGAAAAUGCUUUAUUACCUGGUUUAGUAGAAGGCAACUUUUAUUCUGAUGCUGAUGUCAAGUUUUACAAGAAUGAAAUAAAAAAAGCUAUGGACAAAGACAAAAGUCUGCUGUUACGUGACUGGCUAUUUUCAAAGUUUGAAGAACUUGGCUUAGAAGUUUAUUUCCAGAAUUAUUCUGUUCAGUAUCCUUUACAGUUGCUUGGUGACCAGAAAGUCCCUGGUCAAAAUGUUUAUGCUAUUUUAAGGGCUCCUCGUGCUUCAAGUACAGAAGCAGUGGUUCUUUCUGUCCCUAUACGAUCUAAGAAUAUGAUCUCUAAAACACUGACUGAUACCAGUGGGGGAAUCGCUCUCAUGCUCGCUUUAACCAAGUUCUUCAAAAAACACACCUUUUGGGCCAAGGAUAUCAUUUUCUUGCUGACGCAGCAUGAACACAUAGGCAUUGAAGCAUGGCUUGAUGGUUAUCACCAAGUACAGUCUUCAAAAUAUGUUUUUCCAGGAACUUUGUGGGGUCGAAGUGGGUCAAUUCAAGCUGCUCUUAAUUUAGAGAUCCCUCUUGAGAAAGUAGCUUAUUAUAACAUCAAGAUGGAAGGCCUCAAUGGUCAAUUGCCAAACCUUGAUCUGGUCAAUCUAGUUGUGCGUCUUUGCCGGCGUGAAGGGGACUCUGUGAGGCUGCACAACCAGUAUGACUAUUAUGAUCCGGAUUCACUAAAUGGAUUCAAACAUUCGUUACUGACGAUGCUGCGUAUGAUGAAAACUCAAGCAUCUGGAUCUCCUUCUGGCAACCAUGGCCUGUUUCAUCGCUACCAUAUCGAAGCUGUCACUCUUCAAGGUGUCUCACGAGCAUUUGGGCAGAAAACAUCAGAUUUAAUGGUAACUGGUCGGAUUGUGGAAGGCAUAUUCCGUAGUCUCAACAACCUUCUUGAGAGAUUCCAUCAAUCCUUCUUCUUUUACUUAAUGCCUGCUACCAACCGGUAUAUCUCCAUCGGAUUGUAUAUGCCACCUUUCAGUUUAAUGACAGCUGCUGGUUUGAUCAAAGCCAUUUCUUUGUGGAUUGGUUCUGAAAAGCCAAAAGACAAAAAUGAAAAGAAGCCACAAAAAAGUGAUUUAAAUUCUUCCAAGCUAGAAAAAGAUGAAAAAGAACCUGAAACAGAGAAACAAGAGAAAGAAGUAGAGAAAGAAGACAAUGAAGUGAGUCAGUCAAAGAAAGAGAUUUCUUGUGAGAAGAAAGAAGAAGAUCCACUGGAAAAAUUGUCUAAAGAUGUAAAUGAUAUUGAAGAUGAUGACAGUUUGAAAAACGACCCAGAUGAGCAGGAAGAUAAGUCCCGAGAUUUACUGUCCAUCAUACCAAUGAUUAUCUUGAGUUUCCUUGUUGGUUUAAUGACAUAUUACCUGCCUGAUGUAUUCAAUAGCCAUGCACGUCACUUGAAGAUACCAACAGAUGAGGCUAUCACAUAUGGACUCAUGGCAUUGUUCUCUGCCUGGCUUUUCUUUCCGCGAUUCAUUUCUAAAAAACCACAUGAAUUUGACAAUGGUUUUCAAGUUGACUGGCCCCUGUUAAAAUGUGUCACUCUCAUCUUCCAGUCCCUUGUUCUUUUUUCAAUUGCAUUAAUGAACAUCUCUCUGGCAUUUUUCCUUGCUGCUACAAUCAUUCCAGUUUCAGUCAUUGUACAACCUGUGUCAAACAAGUUGCUCCAGUGUCUGCAGUCAGUGUUAUUGCUCUUGGUAUCACCACCUGUCCUCAUAUAUUUGGCUUCUGUUGUUUCAGUAAUAGAUGAGCAGAGACCAGAUUCCGUGAUUGACAUAAUAGUUAAUGCUUGGUCUCAGCUUAAAGAUACUGUAUUAUUAAGUAUUCUAGACUAUUCACUGCUCUCCUGUUGGACAUAUCCAGUAUUUUGCUUUGCUAUCUAUCCAAACUGGAUAAUGUUGUGGGGUGUAUCUCACAUGAGACUUGAAAGCGACAGCACUUUAUUCCGUUUCAGUUAGAUCAAUUUUUUUUUUUUUGUAUUUUAUUUAUUUAUUUUCAUGUCAAAGAGGAACAGUGGCUGUGAAUUUCAGCUGCUAGACUACAGACUGGAUGGUCACGAGUUCAAGUCUUAGUUUUACUACAGCCAUUGAAUGGUCCUUCUGAACAUGGCACUUAAAUCCAGUCUCUGUUAUUUCUGAAUGAUAUAAAACAGAUUCUGUUCCUAUUUCACUGUUGAGUUGUUAGCAGCAACAUCCUUUCUGUAAUAGCAACUGCUCCUGCAAUGAACUCAUGGGAAAAAAGAAAUUAAUGUAAAACUUAAUUUUUACAAUAAUAAUAUUACUAUUAAUAAAAAGAAAACUGAUUUAAAAUAA